AAUCUCUGGAGCCCGAAUUAGAUCCAGACAGUGCCGCACAGACCCAAGCAUUUUCUUUGCUGUUCGCCCAUUGUGUCCUCCCCUCACAAUGGCGGCCCUAGCGCAUCGAAGAAGGACAAGGCCAAGGAGCACGCACUAGCUUCGGCGCCUGUGAGGACUCGGUCCAAUACUCAUUCGACGAUCGGCAGGCUACGUCGUCGGCGAGUCAGCAAGGCCAGGCAACGUGCGCUCACUCCGCUUCACACUUCAUCGAAGCAGCAUCCCUUGCCACGACGACCGAUGUUGCCCGGUCAGAAGAGCUCACCAUGGGGUCUCUCACUCCUGUCGCUCGUCUUGCUGGCUGUACAAAAUACCUUGCUCGUCCUGCUCAUCUAUACUGUCCGACGGAAGAGCAGGAUAGAAGAGACGCCUGCCUUUGCACCUUCUGCCUCGCUCCUGUUCAGCGAGUCUGUCAAAUUCAUCAUCUGCAUCGUGCUCGCCCUCGUGCAAAGUCGGGGCCUCACGCCAGCCUUUCGAUCCGUGCGACAGCAUCUCGAGCAGUCCAAGCUCCCAAAGCAAAUGGCGAUUCCUGCGGGGAUCUAUCUCAUACAAAACUUGCUGCUCUACGUCGCGAUGGGCAAUCUAGACCCGGUCACAUUCCAAGUGACGUAUCAGCUCAAACUUGCAGCGACUGCGCUCUUCUCCAUCCUCUUGCUCGGUCGCACGUUCACAAAGCAGCAAUAUCUGGCAAUGGCACUGCUCACAUGUGGCAUUCUCGCCGUGCAGCUCGAUCUGCCAAAAGCGAGUCCGCCUGCGCCGGUCGCUGUCACGCGUAGCACGGGCGCAGCAAUCACACAAAUGACACGCAAAGUCAUCAGAAGGCUUCUGACUGCGAGGACCGAGGGGGUCCAUGAGGCAGCGAUCACGCAGCCCCCAAACGCGUGGCUGGGCAUAUUAGCAACGGUUACGUCUGCAUUCACCUCUGGCUUUGCCGGAGUCUACUUUGAGAAGGUCCUCAAGAGGGAGCAGACUAGCAUGCCUGACGAAGAUAGAGGGGAUCAGUAUAGCCAGGUGCCCAUCGAAGACGACAGUAAGGACUCGUCACUCAAUUCGACGCCACUUCACGAAGAAAGCAACGUACCGCAAUCACCGAAAGGUGUCAGCAUCCUCGUCAUGACCAAUCUUAUCUUGUCCUUCUAUACCAUCUUGGCACUGCCUUUUGUCAUCGCCAGCACCAAGGGCAUGUCCGGCCUACGACCAGCACAGCUCACCACCGGGUUCGGUCCUCUUGUCUGGCUUAUUGUCCUAUGGCAAGCCAUGGGCGGCCUACUCAUCGCUGUCGUGAUCAAGUACGCCGAUAAUGUUCUAAAGACCUUUGCAAUCACCGCCAGCAUCAUCGCAUCUGCACUCAUCCAGAUCUUCGCAUUCGGUCUCAGACCAGGUCCAGUCUUCGCAGCGGGCGUACUGCUCUCAAUCGCAUCAAGCUGGUUGUAUAACGUUGCAUUGUAGCCUCAUUGUAUGGUCCACAAAGAUGAUCACAG
This is a messenger RNA of Mixia osmundae IAM 14324, 1520 nucleotides long. RefSeq lists its product as uncharacterized. Gene Ontology annotation, molecular function: pyrimidine nucleotide-sugar transmembrane transporter activity. The transcript has 3 exons. Gene Ontology annotation, biological process: pyrimidine nucleotide-sugar transmembrane transport. Lineage: Eukaryota; Fungi; Basidiomycota; Mixiomycetes; Mixiales; Mixiaceae. The record is from RefSeq and is a predicted model, not a curated record. The coding region runs from base 280 to 1488 and encodes 402 amino acids. Gene Ontology annotation, cellular component: Golgi membrane.